UAACAAUCCUUUCUAACCAGGCAACUGGGGCAUAACAAAGAGUUGGAAAAUAUAAUCUAAAUUCAUAGAAAUUAGUUAAAAUUUCGAUCAACAUGAAGUUAACUCAACGUCGUUAUUCUUGGCUUCUUUUAUUGCAAUUCACUUUACUUGCUGCCGAUUUGUUUUUCAAUGCUUUCGGCUCUUGGUUAGCUGGAAAUAAAAUACAAACUUCCAUUUUCUUCUUUGUAACCCAGGAUAGUUUAAUUAUAAUGGAAUAUUUGCUUUUCGCCUUGGCCCUGCAUUCAACUUGUGUCUAUCAAGUGGGAGCCUCACACAUUAUUUUGCGUAAUUGCAAACUCUUCUUGGCCAGUCUUACACUAUAUUUCCUUUUGUGUGCCUCGGAACACUUUUGGAUUAUCUAUCAGUAUCGCACACCACGUUCAGAAGGCGGCCAACAAUGGCCUUUGGGACUUUAUGCUUUGGCUGUACUUCAACGUUUAACAUCGGUUUUCUAUUACUAUAGCUCCAAGUCAACGCUUUUAACUAUGGCCGAUCCGCGAUAUAAGGAAGAACAUCUUGAUUGGAUAGCCGAACAAUUGGGUGAUAAAUGAAACAACAACAUUGCAAACCGAAAAGUGAUUAGACAUGGACUAUAAAUUAUAAAAAAUAUUUAGUUAGAAAGCUCAAAAUUAUGUA
Drosophila willistoni is the source of this 675-nucleotide messenger RNA. Its product is annotated as transmembrane protein 138. The transcript has 3 exons. Gene Ontology annotation, cellular component: cilium. The record is from RefSeq and is a predicted model, not a curated record. Bases 93 to 590 code for a protein of 165 amino acids. Lineage: Eukaryota; Metazoa; Arthropoda; Insecta; Diptera; Drosophilidae.